This is a messenger RNA of Dermacentor andersoni, 4517 nucleotides long. The record is from RefSeq and is a predicted model, not a curated record. Lineage: Eukaryota; Metazoa; Arthropoda; Arachnida; Ixodida; Ixodidae.
ACUGGAACAACCCCAGUCAAAAGGAGGAUCAAGCAAAGUAAUGGAAAAUGGUUCAAAUUACGGCUUGCAAAGCGUCGUUGGUGAGGGCACGAUCCGUGAGAGUUGUAUUGCCUACAUUUAAUAGACUUGGCGUUGUAGCUGCAUUGGCCGCUCGUUUGUAAUUGCCACAAACAGUGCACCACAGCUCCGAGAGGGCCGACGCGAUGCUCAUGCAAAGGAAGCGAUGUCAGCUCAGCAGAGCAGACAUGUUUUCCCACGCAGCAGCGGAAAAAGAAAAUAAAGAAAAAAAAAAGAAAACGUCUGACGGGAACACGCGUCUCGGGCUCUCAAAUAUCAACCACGGCGCGCAGGAAGUUCCUGACUCAGAGAUGCCAAGUCAACUCUGUUCUGCCUUCCUUGCUAUUUCACUCUCUCUCGUCUAUUCCCCUCUCCUCGCAGUCAUACAGGAGAGUCGUACAGGAGAACGGGUUAAUAAAUAAUCUGGUCGUCAAUACCUCCGUGUUUGGCUGGUCGUCACUCUUCAUCUGCCUGGUGAAGAGAGAUGUAGUUUCCGAGGCAGCUAAUCCUUAUAAUGUGAAGCAAGCAGUUGAGUCGGAAGCUUCGCUCUCGCGGACGAGUCACCAGGGUGUGUUCCUUCGUUUAGCGGGCUUGGUCGAGUGGGUCGUCCGUCAGCGAAGCGCUUCAUCUAUCGCAUCGCAUCAACCCGGAUAACGCGGAACGCAUGUGGGCUCGUCACCCGUUGCGUUUUCUCGAAAAGAAAUCAAGGCGAGUUGCGGUCGAUAGCCUAUGGAAAUGUGUCUCACCCCCACAUUAACAAACUCUGGCAUAGUGCAGGCAGCUAUGGGUUGGUGUAGUUUCUCGCACGUAUCGCUGGACUAUACAGGGUCAAUUUCACUCUCUAAAAGCGCACUAUAGUCUGAACGCGGCGAUUUGGUUUGGUUUAGUCUCUCUCUACUAUUGGAGCGUACCAACCGACUCAUGGAAGUAAUUUAUAGAAUGCCGGAUCUCAGUGAAUGGUGUUGUAAACAUUGCACAAAAUUGUAAAACCUGAGCUAGUGCUUUGCACUUGAAUGCGAAGCCACUGCGCGUACUGUUGAUAAUGACAGAUGCCGCGUAUUUCUUUUUUCUUUCUUUUGCGACUGCUUGUCAAAGAGCAACAUUAAUAAUUUACUACUUUCCGCGAGAGCUCACGUUAUCCUGAAAAGUUUCACUUACCACUAACCCUCCUGAAUUCAGAAAUGCGUGUUAACUUGCAGCCCACGCUCGGAUUGUUCAAUAUUACGCAUGUGAUGAACGUGCCCAAUAUGCUCAUUGCAUUUCCUUGGGCGCGUUCACUUCACGCGUCCACUUGACAAAGUGAAGCAUGGGCUUCAAGUGCAGGUGCAUUUCGGUAUAAGGAGGUAAUACAGGCGAAACCUAAUUUCUUAUCUCUGUUUCCACAAUUGGACCUUAUCGCAAUAAGAAUUUUACCCGCAGGCGCUCUAUGCACAGUUUCAUUUUCGAGAGAACAGCGGCUGCUUUCCUGGGUGGCAACACAGCGUAGCGGAAGCUAAACCAAGCGCCGAGGCACAUGCUGUCCAUGGAAUGAGAUAAAGGCACUCAGGGGCGACAAGGAAGUUGAGUGCCAGAGACAAGUUUGGGAAAGAGAUAGCAGACUUGUGUCGGCACGAGAAGAAGCAUCUGGCAGAAGGCAACAUGCUCUUGAGGUUGGUCCCGCUACUCUUGAGUGUUGCGUGCUGUCAAGCCCAAAUUUUUUCAUGGAACGCAUUCGGUGACUCAAACCAGGCAAGAAAUUUCACCGGAUACAAUGAGCAAUGCCAACUGGCAAGCAUAGCGGAUCGCUUCGACUGCUAUCCAGAGCCUGGAUCUUCACAGAAGGGUUGUGAGGCCCGAGGUUGCUGCUGGGGCGCGCUAGGUGACGCCUCCCCAGAUGGACAACCUAACAUUCCCUACUGCUACUACCCCGCCGACUAUCAGGGAUACGUGCUCGAUGGCUUAGACCACUUUCCGGAUCGCAUCACCGCGAAGCUCCGCAGGAUAAUUCCUUCGGGCAUCGACAAGGACGUGCAGUCUGUGGCCGUGAACAUCUACUUCUACGAGAACGACACAGCCAGGAUCACGAUUCUGGAUGCUACUCAGACACGAUUCAGGCCACCUGUGCCAAAGAUUCCAGCACGGACAUACACUGGCAGCCGGCUUUACGACGUGAGCAUCUCGAAAGAUGGCCAACUAAGAGUCUACCGCCUCGAUCAUCAGUCAACGACUAUUUUCCACACGAACCUGUCACGCCUCGUGUUCACUGACCAGUUCCUUCAGCUUUCCACACUUUUGCCAUCGGACUACGUUUACGGCCUCGGUGGGCAAUGGACGACCCUUCGCCGAAACGUCAGCUGGACGAGACGUUUCUCCUUCAACCGCGACCGACCUCCUACGCGUGGCAACAACAUCUACGGCACGCACCCUAUCUUGCUCGGAGUAGACAACGACCGGCAGGGAUACGGAGUGUUCCUGCACAACAGCAAUGCUUUGGAGGUGGUGCUGCAGCCCACGCCUGCGGUCACGUUCCGAGCACUGGGCGGCGUGCUGGACUUGUUCGUGUUCGCUGGCCCGACGGCGGCCAACGUGGUCAGCCAAUUGCAGCACGUCGUGGGCAUGCCCGCAAUGCCUCCCUACUGGGGUCUGGGCUUCCACUUGUGCCGCUUCGGCUACAACACGCUCAACCGGACUAGGUACAUCAUGGAGAUGAACAUCAAGGCCGGAGUUCCACUGGACACACAAUGGAGCGACAUUGACUACAUGAUAAGCCGGAAUGACUUCACUUACGACAAGGACAGGUUCCGCGGUCUUCCGGAAUUCGUCAGUGAGCUCCACGCUUCUGGCCGCCACUACGUCAUGAUCGUGGAUCCCGCAGUGAGCGGUUCUGAAGCACCCGGCAGCUACCCUCCUUACGAUGACGGGCUUGUCAUGGAUAUUUUCGUCAAAAAUAUCACGGGAGGCAUUGUUUACGGAAAGGUUUGGAAUGACAAGAGCAGCGUGUUCCCUGACUUCAGCCACCCCAAUGCGACGGCCUACUGGAUGAAGCAGUUCGCCAGGUUUCACGAUGAGGUUCCUUUCGAUGGCGCCUGGAUUGACAUGAAUGAGCCAUCCAAUUUCUACGACGGCCACAAGGACGGCUGCCCUCCGAACCAGAAAGAAGAUCAACCACCGUACAUUCCAGGCGGAGAGAAGCUGUGCAUAAAGACCCUUUGCAUGAGCGACCGUCACUACAUCUCGUCUCACUACAAUGUCCACAAUAUCUACUCCCAGCUGGAGGCCAGAGCGACGUACAAAGCCCUCGUUCAGAUCCGCCAGAAACGACCCUUCAUCAUUUCCCGGGCGACAUCACCAGGACAAUCUGUGUGGUCGGGCCACUGGUCUGGAGACAUCAGCUCUUCGUGGGAGGAUAUGAAACUCAGCAUUGCCUAUAUUCUGAGCUUCGGCAUGUACGGAAUGCCAUUAAUUGGGGCAGACAUAUGCGGCUUCGGCAUGAACACGACUGUCGAGCUGUGCGCCCGCUGGCACGCCCUGGGAGCCUUUUAUCCAUUUUCCAGGAAUCACAACACGGAUGAUGGAAUCGACCAAGACCCUUUCAGCCUCGGCAAAACCGUGAUCGAAGCUGCAUCAAAGAACUUGCGCAUCCGUUACAUGUUGAUUCCUUACCUGUAUACGCUGUUCUACAGAAGCCAUGUCUACGGAGAGACGGUCGCCCGGCCCCUCUUCUUUGAAUUCCCCGACGAUCCCAAAACUUACGACAUCGACGAACAGUUCAUGUGGGGAUCGGCCUUUCUGUUCAGUCCGGCAUUGUACCAGAACCAAACCGAAGUGAAAGCCUAUGUGCCCGCCGGUCUUUGGUACGACCUGCUCUCCGGGAUCGGCGUGAAAGUCGAGAGCGGCACCCACCUUACUUUCCCCGCCGCUCUGAGCGACCCGAUGAACAUCCUCGUUCGCGGGGGACACAUCUUCGCAGGGGCGACGAACGCCACGACUACAAAGGAUCAGCGGCAGAAGCCUUUGUUCUUGUUUGCGGCUCUUGACAAGGAUGGUACUGCAAAAGGAGAACUCUUCUGGGAUGACGGAGACUCUCUAGAUACUAUCGAAAAAGGAAAAUACAACCUAUUCACAUUUUCUACAAACUGGGCACAAAAGGUGGUGACAUUUGUGACACCCGUGAUGAGCGGCUACGACGAGAAGCCUGUAGUGAAGACAGUUUACGUGGCCGGUGUUUCACAACUGCCCAACGACGUCACCAUCGGAACCAGAAGCCUGCAGUUCUUUUACUCCAAAGGCAAGGUACUCGUCAUAUCUGACGUCAACCAGCGCCUGGACCAAGCCUUCGAGAUAACCUGGUCGUAGCGAUACGCAACUCCACGAGCUGCAAUUUCAAUCCAUGUUGGACGGAUGUGUCAAACCUUGUACAACCACACAUAAAACCACAUAAAUAAAAUUCACCAAAGCGUCAGCAGCAUUAUCAACGCCCA